UGCAGAGAAUGACACAGCAACACAUCCACAAUUAGAAAGACUGGCAGCGGUCUUCAGCUUUAAGAAUGCCAAUGAACCACACAAACCAAACGGAGGAUGACGUCUUCUCCUGCUACAGUCCUUCAGUCGUAGGCUACCGGUACUUUGCUGUGGUGUGGGGAUGUGCUGUGACUAUUACUGGUACGGUGGGGAACCUGAUGACCAUUCUAGCCUUCACCAUAGACCCUCGUCUGAGGACUCGCUUCAAUGUGCUCAUCGUCAAUCUGGCUGUCGCUGAUCUCCUGUACUGCACCAUACUGCAGCCCAUAUCAGUCGACUCUUAUCUACACCUCCACUGGCGCAGCGGUCAGCUCUGGUGCAGCAUCUUCGGCCUGCUCCUCUUCCUCUCCAACUCUGUCUCCAUCAUCACACUUUGUCUGGUAGCAGUGAGCAGAUAUCUCCUGGUAGCAAAAAGGGCUGUGUUUGAACGUGUCUUCUCUAACCGGGGUCUGAUUUUACUCCUGAUCUCAGCGUGGGCACUGGGCCUGGCCAGCUUUGGACCACUCUGGCCCGUUUACACAUUUGUGCCACAGGUGUGCACAUGCAGCUUCCAUCGCACCAGGGGUCGGCCCUACAGCACCAUCCUGCUGUUUUUCUACUUUUUUGUCGGCCUUGGAUGUGUUGGUGCAUUCUACUUCCUCAUUUACAGACGUGUUCGGAUCGCCUCACAAGCUCUGCUUCGCUACAGGUUCAGCCGCCGGUCCUCCAGAAAGAAACCAACUUCUUCAGCACAAGGGACUGAUGACAGUGGUGUUGAGAGUGGCAUGGCAAAGACAUGCAGCUGCGAGGUGAGCAGCCAGGUAGAUCCAGCCCAGAGUACGGAUGAAAUCACCAGCGAAAAGUCCUCCAAAUCUGCCCAGGACACUGCCAUAGCCUUAAAUUCAUCAGCAACCAAGUCUGACAUCGUCCCAACAUCACCUUCGUCCACACCUGCUCGCACCACUGCAGCCUCCUCCUCCCGCUCAGCAACAUCAGGGGAUGAUGACGAAUUCAAGCGUGUGACCCGCAUGUGUUUUACUGUUUUUCUGUGUUUUGUGUUCUGUUUUGUCCCCUUCCUGUUGCUCAACAUAGCUGACAAACAUAACCGCGCCCCACAGGUGCUUCACAUGUUCUGCGCAAACCUCACCUGGCUCAACAGCUGUAUCAAUCCUGUGCUAUAUGCAGUAAUGAACCGACAGUUUCGACAGGCCUACCACGUGCUGCUCACCAGGGCAGCUGCACCAUUCACCUACCUCUGGACCUGCCAGUCAACUCAGAGAUCCUAAACUCCUAGAGCUACACCUGCCUAAUGUUUCCCCUGAUAUUAACUCAUUUAGAUAUUAUAUAUUAUUCUUUCAGUGUACAUUCUGCCACUAUCAAGUUUCAAGUCUCUUUUCUGUGUUACAUUUAUGUUGCAUUGCCAACAUUUCAGACUGCUCCAUUUUCUUUACAAUCCAUUUUACUGUUUGCUUAACUUUAUGUAUGUACAAGAUUGCAUUA
Messenger RNA from Plectropomus leopardus (leopard coralgrouper), 1518 nucleotides. RefSeq names its product G protein-coupled receptor 84 (gene gpr84). The record is from RefSeq and is a predicted model, not a curated record. Gene Ontology annotation, biological process: neuropeptide signaling pathway. NCBI's taxonomy places the organism in Eukaryota, Metazoa, Chordata, Actinopteri, Perciformes, Serranidae. Gene Ontology annotation, cellular component: plasma membrane. Gene Ontology annotation, molecular function: urotensin II receptor activity.